This is a messenger RNA of Pseudoliparis swirei, 2401 nucleotides long. It is a transcript of the gene nfkbid, whose product is annotated as NF-kappa-B inhibitor delta. The record is from RefSeq and is a predicted model, not a curated record. Gene Ontology annotation, molecular function: protein binding. NCBI's taxonomy places the organism in Eukaryota, Metazoa, Chordata, Actinopteri, Perciformes, Liparidae. The transcript has 12 exons. Bases 164 to 1537 code for a protein of 457 amino acids. Gene Ontology annotation, cellular component: nucleus. Gene Ontology annotation, biological process: regulation of gene expression.
UCACAGAACAACACAGAACAUCACAGAACAUCACAGAACAACACAGAACAUCACAGAACAACACAGAACCCUCCGGCACUGCACACCACUUCUUCAUCCUUGAUACCGACUGUGGACCGAGAGGACCACCUGUUGAAGAUCUCAAAGCAAAACCGUUUCUGACAUGCACUUUGAGAAAUCGCCAAAAGAGAAGCAGUGUAGCAGUUUGCCCACAGUGAAGGAACUCUUGGAGCAGAAGAGAAGACGUGAGACGUUUUCUGUCCCGCCCUCCUGCACAAGUCCUGCUCCUCCAACCACUGUUCCACAGUUACCUUCAGCAGAACAGUUUACCUGUACAGGUGCAUCAAGCAGCUACUCAGACAUGGCAGUGAGCUAUGAGCAGUGGACCCAUGCAGCAGCAGAGUCUGCAGUGGGUUACUACCCCAGCCAUCCAGAAAGCAGCUACGCUGCAGCCUGCAGCCUCCUGAUGACAUCUCAAUACGGCACACAGCAGCAGCUCCCGGGGUAUGGAGGAGACACAACGUCUCACACAUACGAGUGCCCGAUGAGUGCAGUCACACAUCCCGGCAUAGCUUCUUCUUGGUCCCUUCUGGGUUCCAAUCCGACCGCACAGCUGGGUUUUGGUUCGUCAAUGGACGUCGCCAAGCUGGAGCAGGCCAGGAUGCUGCUCAGCGGGAUGGAUGACGGCAGAGCUACUGGGCAGGAUGAAGAUGGAGACACCAUGCUGCACAUCUACACUGCCAAGGGGCUCAGGGAGUGCGCCUUCGCUGCUGCAGAGAGGCUGAGGGAUGUCGGCCGGCUCGAUGCCAAAGAGCACAAGGGAAAGACCGCUUUACUGGUGGCGGUGACGGCCAACCAGCCGGAGAUUGUACGAGAUCUGCUGUCCCUUGGAACGGACUUCAAUGCUUGUGACGUUAAAGGACAAACUGCCCUUCACCUGGCUGCCCACUAUGGUUUACCUGGGGUUCUUCAGGCAAUUCUCUCCAGCAGGCCGGCUGUCAACCUGGAGGCCUGCAAUUUUGAGGGUAUGACUCCUCUGCACUGUGCAGCCAUUUCUCACAGUGUCACCGUGAAGGCGUUGUCCAGCAGUGGGCUGACGGAUGUCGGUCUUCAGACCAAGGCUGCGGAGAAGCUCUCCUGUGUACAGAUGCUUCUCACCGCCGGGGCAUUCCUGCUCAGCCAGGAAAUCAAAAGUAACAAGACUGUGCUGCACUUGGCAGUAAAGGAGGGGGACAUCGAUCUGGUGACUUAUCUGUUAAGGAUUCCUCUGCUGAAUAUUAAAGACUUUGUCAACUUGAAAGCGCAUGGUCACACAGCUUUACACAUGGCAGCCGGUCUCCAUGGCAACCCCCACCAGGAGGAGAUCCUGCAGCUGCUCCUGCGCAGAGGAGCCGAUCCCAGUAUCCGCAACCUGGAGAACGACCAGCCAGCUCACCUGCUGCAGAGCGGCCUCCAGGGAGAGCAGCUCAAGCUCAUGCUGAAGAAACGAAGUGCUUCCUCUCGUCGACGUAUCGUGUCUUUGCAGGACCAGGAAUGAUAUGAAAAUCCCCACUUGUAAUCCCCAUUUGGAGGGAAUGAGUUUAUAAGAUGUUGCCUCUGUUAAGAAGAGGAUUUACAGUGUAUUGUUAUGUUGCUUUGGGAAUCUCUGGCCUAUAUAUUAACAAAAUAGUUUGGAUUAUUAAUCUCUUGAUAUCAAGUCCAAUUGAUUCGACAAAUCCUGCUUUACUGUGUAAAUCUUAAAUGACCUGCGAUAUGAUGUAUGUAAAAAAAAAAGAGGCUUUAUUUAUUUUUCAACACGCAGGGUGAAUAAUUCAUGUGUAGGCAAAGUAUCUCUUUCCAAAAUGUUUAAAAAUCAGACUAUAAGAGACAUUUUUUAUUAUAUAUUUAACUUUUUUAAUUGAGAGCCUUUAAACAAGGAAGAGCAUCUACAAACAGCAGAGGCUAUGGAGUAGUUUUAAUUCUCAUAACCGGCUACACUCCCAGUUUAAUGUUGAUUUCUAUGAAAUAAUUUGUUUGAUCUCCAGGACCAUGUCCCUGAAAGCCCUCUGACUCUAUUGUCAAAACCCCCAUCAUGACAUUUAUCAUAUUGAUACACUGAGGGUUGUGAUUUCAGUCAGCAUGGGUGCUUAUGUUAAGAACGCGUGUGGUAAAAAUGAGAAGGAGUUAUCACAUAAAUUAACUUUCUGUCUGUAUGCAUCAUAUUUAAAUGGGUAACAUCAAGUACAUGUUUUCUUUGUGGGAAAAUAAACUUAACUCUGUGUGAAGCUAUUUUGUAUUUGAAACUGGUUGUGACAAUAAAUGUCAUAGAGACAUUCGAUGAGUCAGUGUGGUGACAAAUUGUCUGACUAACUGUACAUUUUGCUCAUGUCAUAAAUAAAAGUACAAUAACACUUUAAAUUUC